GAAGCGGGGUGAAAGGGCGAAUUAGCUAAGCAGUGGGGGAGAUAUUUACGAUUCCUGCUUUUUCCGGAUGAGUUUUGUCACUCUAUGCAAUUUUAGUUUUGAAUUAUAAGAAAAUACGCUUUACACAGCCAUGCGGCGAAAUAAGGCCGAAGUGGACGAAUAUAUUUAUUCAGUAGAGAGUUCCUCUCCUUCACUCAAAGAGAAACCAAUUAAAGGAUUUUUAUUUGCUAAAUUAUACUUCGAAGCUAAGGAGUAUGAACUUGCUAAAAGACAUGUAUCAGCAUAUCUGAAGGUGGCGGAAAGAGACCCCAAAGCACACAAGUUCCUGGGCAAACUUUAUGAGAGGGAAGGAGAUAUCAACAAGGCCAUAGGAUGUUACAAGCGGUCUGUGGACCUGAACCCAGCCCAGAGGGACCUGGUUUUGAAGGUGGCUGAGCUGCUGGUCAGUAAGACCGAGAGAGACAACAGAGCAGAGUUCUGGGUGGAGAAAGCUGCCAAGCUGCUGCCUGGACACCUUGCUGUCUUCAACCUCAAGGAGCACCUACUGAAUCAACAGGGCCAACAGGGGUGGAACCAGUUGUUUGACCUACUGCAGGCAGAGCUGGCUGUGAGGCCUGGUGAUGCCCAUAUCAACAUCAAGCUGGUUCAGUUGUUCUCCUCCGAUGGCAGGCUGGAGGAGGCUGUCAAACACUGUCUGGCCACAGAGAAGAGAGGCCUGCUUAGAUCCAGCUUGGACUGGUACUCUACUGUAGUACACACUCUGCAGGAAUCCCUAGCCCAGCCCAGUGUUUCGUCCAAUGAGAAGAGGCAACAUCGGCAGAGAGAGCUACUUUUGGCACACUGCAGCCUGCUGAGACUGACUCUGCAGGGGAAAGGACUGCAGCCUAGCAUCCAGGCCCUCUGGAGUUUUGACUGUGCGAUGCAGGGCCUGAAGAGGGCAGAGGGCAGUGUAACAGAUGAUCUGUCUGAGGUCUAUGUGGAGAUGAGGGGACAUCUGUACCUGCAUGCUGGCACUCUGCUGCUGAAGAUGGCUCAGGAGAGAGAACAGCAGUGGCGGGCUGUCAUUGAUCUGGCUGCUCUCUGCUAUCUGCUGGCCUACCAGGUCCCCAGGCCAAAGAGCAAGGUGUCUAAACGGGACCAGUCUCCUCCUCAGCCUCUGGAGCUGCUGGCUAGUGACAGAAAGAGCCAGGCUGGACACAUGCUGCUCAACCUCAAGCCCGAGACACACACCUUUGUCAGAGAGGUGGUGGAGGCGUUUGGGAACCGUAGUGGUCAGGGCGCUUUGUUUGAGUUUUUGUUUGGGCCUCUGGCUCCGGUCGGGUCUUCCUUCAUUGGCAACGAUGACAUCCGCUCCAUCAACACACAGGCUCCAGAGAUAUCUGACCUUACCAAAUGGGAUAACGGCUCCAUCCAGCUCCAUGGUGGGGACCUCCAGCAGCUGUGUUGGCUGGGCCUCCAAUGGUCUCUCUUGGCCCAGAGGCCUUCUCUGAGGGACUGGCUCAAACAGCUGUUCCCCAGGCUCAACCUGGAGACCUCCAAACUGGACACCAACACACCAGAGUCCAUCUGCCUGCUAGACCUGGAGGUGUUCCUGUGUGGGGUGGUGUGGUGCAGUCACACCCAGCUCCAGGAGAGGGCCAGGAUCACUUCUACUGGUCAACAUGAGCCCCGCUGCCUGCCCCUGCCCCUCCUCCACCACCUCUUUACAGACAGACAGAGGGACUGGUGGGACGCAGUCUACAGGCUCAUUCACAAACGAGCUGCGCCGGGCAUGUCAGCCAAACUGAGGAUGACGGUUCAACAUGGACUAAGCACCUUGCGAGCCGGGGAGAAACAUGGCCUUCAACCAGCCCUGCCCAUACACUGGGCCCAGCACCUCAGCUCAGCGGGGUUUGGUGUGAACUCAUACUACGACCACGAAUACAUAAGGCGGAGUGUCCACUACUGGAACGUGGUGCUCCCCCUGCUGGACAAGAUCAAGAGGAGACGUGGCAUCCCUGGACCCCUGGACCCCCUGUUCAUACACUUCCCCUCUAGAGACAUAGAGAUCCCAUCAGUGAAGGGCUUUGAGGAGGAGGCCAAGAUAGCAUUUGCGACCCUCCUGGACAUCGAGGGGAAGACAGAGGAGGCUAUCGCUACCCUGGAGACCAUCAACAACAUCUCGUCUAACUGGCACCUAGCUAGGAUCUUCCAGCGUCUGUCUGAGGAGGCCGGUAGCGGGGUGGAGGAGACACAGGACAGGUGCAUCAUGUUCCUCAGGAAGUUCAGAACUUACCUGUCCAAGAUCUACAACGCCAACGCUGACGACAUGGAUAAGCUGCCCGUUUCGAUGGAGGAGGUGAUGGAUCUCCUGAACGAUGUGAAACAGCAGCUGGAGGAGAGUGGAGAAGCCAUGGAUGAAGAGGACGACGGCAGACCGGUCCACUCCAGCCUUCAGUUUACUAAGCCUGCUGCUUCAAUCUCUUGUGUCAAAUUCGCCCCAUUAACCCCCUCCCCCAGCAAGAGCUUGGCCUCUCCCUCCAAAAGACACCUGAUUUCCCCAAAGACGCCACCUCAUUGGGCGGAGGACCAGAAGUCCCUCCUGCAGAUGCUCUGCCAGCAGGUGGAGAGCCUCAAGAAUGAGGUCCAUGACCUGAGGCAUCACUCGUCAGACAGCAUGGCGUCACCCCACCAAAGAAUGUAUGGAGAUGGGUACGGGUCUGAGAGCAUGCAGGAGGGAUACCCCCCAGCACAGACCUUCCAUGGAGCACCCCUCACUGUUGCCACCACACAGGCACCCUCUAUGUAUUACAAUCAAUCCCCUGCUUAUAAUGCCGGACAGUAUCUCCUUCGUACGGCAGCCAAUGUUACUCCAACAAAGGCUCCUGUGUAUGGAAUCAACCGCCUGCCACCCCAGCAGCACAUGUAUGCCUACCAGCAGCCCACAAACACACCUCCCCUACAGUCAACACCAGCCUGCAUCUACCCUUCUCAAGAUCAGGUCUUCGGCGCCCCUCUCCGCUUCGAGUCACCAGCAACCAGUCUACUCUCCCCAUACAGUGAGGAAUACUACGGCCACUCUCAGCCAACCACCAACCCUCCCCUCCCAGAGCCUGGCUACUUCACCAAGCCCUCCAUUGUACCUGUUCAACCACCAAAGAGCAUUGAGGGGAAGCCUGUGGGCUUUGGGAAAAUCUCUUUUGGCCAGCCGAUCCAUGCUGAGCCUCCUAAGUUGCCUAGCUUUGGUGCUGGAAUAGUCGCCCAGUCCACUCCAUCCGCUGCCUUUAAAUUCAACUCCAACUUUAAAUCCAAUGACGGGGACUUCACCUUCAAGUCCAAAAACAAUGAGAGCCUGUUGGGUCUUCUGACGUCAGACAUUCCCACCAAAUCUGAGGGUCCCUCAGAGGGGAAGCCCCAAGAGCCUCCUAGUCAGGGAGGGAUUUUUACCUUUGGCCCUAAAAGUGCAUCUGAGUUCUCUUUUGCUGACACAAUCCAGAUCCAGGACAAACCAAACCUGUUUGGAAAAUUUGACCAGCCAUUUAGUUUCACUGAUGUAACCACGCCGGUAUUUGGGCUGGCAAACACAGCAGAGGAGGAGAAGGGAGCCGAGAGCAAUAACGACAGCACUCAUGUGGAGGAAGACGAGGAUGGGCCUCACUUUGAGCCUAUUGUGCCCCUCCCUGACAAAGUAGACGUGAAGACUGGAGAGGAGGAAGAGGAGGAGAUGUUCUGUAACAGGGCCAAGCUGUUCAGAUUCGAUGCGGAGACAAAAGAGUGGAAAGAGAGAGGUAUCGGCUUAGUCAAAAUCCUAAAGCACAAUACAUCAGGGAAAGUGCGUCUACUGAUGAGGAGGGAGCAGGUUCUGAAGAUCUGCGCUAACCACUACAUCACGCCAGAUAUGCUCCUGAAACCAAAUGCUGGAUCUGACAAGUCCUGGGUCUGGAAUGCCGUUGAUUAUGCGGAUGAGGAACCAAGGCCUGAGCAACUGGCCAUCCGGUACAAAACGGAAGACGAGGCAUUGCUCUUCAAGACAAAGUUUGAAGAGGCUCAGAAGAUCGUUCCCAAAUCUCCAGAAAUGCAGCAAGAUCAGUCAUAUAGGAAAAAUAAUUUUCCUAAACUCUCUGCUCCAUUGGCGACAAACUUUGCUGCCCAGUUUGCAAAGAAGUACGGGGAGUGGGACUGCGAUGUGUGCUGUGUCAGAAAUGCAGCUAAAGUUAUGCAGUGUGUUGCCUGCCAGACUGCCAACCCUAAUGCCCCAUCAAAGCUGGACAGCGCACCGGCUACUGACAUCAAAGGCUUUACUAGUGGGGCAGCUUCAGUGGGAGGAUUUACUUUUGGAUUUGGAGCUGACUCGUCAAAAGACACCAGCAGCGCAGGAUCUAUUGGAAAAGGAUUUGGGUCUUUUGGAGCUCAGAUACCCUCCUCCUUUACAUUUGGAACCAGUGGCACCACUUAUAUACCUCCUGCUGGUUUUGGUGCCCAGUUUGGAAAGAGGCAAGAAACCACAAAAGUUGCAGCAGAAUCAAAGCCCUCAACCAUGCCAUUUGGCUCUGGAUUUGGUGUGCAGUUCGGCAUAAAACCAGGGCAGUGGGACUGCGAUACAUGCACUUUAAGAAAUGAGGCAUUUGCAAACAGUUGUCUCUCUUGUCAAACUCCUAACCCUUCAGGAAAACCUGCUGUUGGUGCCCCAGCUUUGGCAACCCUCUCAAUUGGGUCUGGUUUUGGUGCACAGUUUGGCAAAAAACCAGGGCAGUGGGAGUGCGACACGUGCCUUGUUAGAAAUGAGGAGUCUGCGAGCAGUUGUGUUUCUUGUCAAACUCCAAACCCUGUAGCCAAAACAGAUGUAGAUGGAGCAGCAGAAUCAAAGUCCUCAACCAUGCCAUUUGGUGCCCCGGCUUUGGCAACCCUCUCAACUGGGUCUGGAUUUGGUCCCCAAUUCAGCAAAAAGCUAGGGCAAUGGGACUGUGAUACAUGCGUUGUAAGAAAUGAGGCUUCUUCAAGCAGUUGUGUUUCUUGUCAAACUCCUAACCCUUCAGCAAAAUCAACAGUAGAGGUAGCACCAACAACAGAGCCAACAGUGUCAGACUUUGGUGCUGCUUUUUCAAGGAAGGAUGGACAAUGGGACUGUGACACCUGUCUCGUGAGGAAUGAUCCAUCUGUCUCUAAGUGUGUUUCCUGCCAGACACCCAACCCCAAUGCUAGCAGCUCCUCUCUUAAGGCCAUGUUUGCCAGGCAGGAGGGACAGUGGGACUGUGACACAUGUCUAGUCAGAAACAACGACUCUGCUAGUCAAUGUGUCUCUUGUCAGAUGCCCAAUCCCAAUGUUAAGAGCAUAGCCACAGCCGCCACUUCCAGCUCAUCCUUCAGCUUUAACUUCGGGAGUCGGACUGCCUCUACUCAACCCACAGGCACUGGGUUUAAAGCGAACUUCAACGGUGACAGCUCUUUGCAGUUUGGCACAGGCAAAGUUGAUAAAAGUUCCUCUGCAUCCUUCAAGUUUGAGACCCCUCCUCAGGAUGAAAGCAGUACCCCCAGUGCUGCAGGCUUCUCUUUCACCAUGCCCAUCCCAGCAGGUGGCUUUAAGUUUGGUACUCUGGAAACUGCAAAGGAAACCCUACCAGCUGAAACUCAGACUCCUGCUUCAGGGUCUGCGUCAAUGUUCCUGAAGAAUAUUGCAGAGCAGCACAGAGAGAAGGAAUCUGGUGUCAGUGUAUAUGCAUCAGUGCUGUCAGUGGACAAGACGGGUCAGGAUGAAAAUCCCCUCUUCAUUGGCAAACCCAACGACUUCAGUUUUGCAGACUUGGCUAAAAACUCACAAGGAGACUUCCAGUUUGGUCAGACUGACUCCAAUUUCAAAGGCUUCACCCGCGCUGGUGAGCAGCUGUUUACAUCCCUUCAGUCAAACCAGAGGGCAGACACCUCAGCUGACCAGGAUGAAGAGGGCAUAUACAAGACAGAGGAUAAUGACGAUAUCCAGUUUGAGCCUGUGGUCCAGAUGCCAGAGAAAGUGGACCUGGUCACAGGAGAAGAGGACGAACAUGCCCUCUACUCCCAGAGAGUGAAGCUCUUCAGGUUUGAUGGAGACAUCAACCAGUGGAAGGAGAGGGGCGUUGGGGUCCUCAAGUUCCUGAAGAACGCCACCAAUGGCAGGCUCAGGGUGCUGAUGAGGAGAGAGCAGGUCCUGAAGGUGUGUGCCAACCACUGGAUCACCACCACCAUGAACCUGAAGCCCUUAGCUGGCUCCGACAAGGCCUGGAUGUGGCUGGCUAAUGACUUCUCUGAUGGAGAUGCCAGACUGGAGCAACUUGCUGCCAAGUUUAAAACCCCUGAGCUGGCUGAGGAGUUCAAGCUGAAGUUUGAGGAGUGUCAGAGGCUCCUGUUAGACAUCCCACUGCAGACUCCUCACAAGCUUGUUGACACAGGCAGAACUGCACAUCUCAUCCAGAAGGCAGAGGAGAUGAAGUCCGGCCUGAAAGAUCUUAAAUCUUUCCUGACCGAUGACAAAACCAAGAUCAAGGAGGACGACAGCGAUGCUACCACCACGACAGCCAGUAACACCUCUGGUCUGACUAUCAAGCCCCACGCAGAGAACACUGGCCCUACCUUAGAAUGGGACAACUAUGACCUGAGAGAGGAGGCUCUGGACGACAGUGCUGACACCUCUGUCUACGCCUUACCCCUGGCAAGCAGCCCUAUCAGGAAGAACCUCUUCUGCUUUGGAGAAUCCACAGAGGGCUUCAACUUCAGCUUCCAGCCUGUCGUCAGUCCCGCCAAGUCGCUGGCCAAGAUGAACCAGAGCGGGGUGUCUGCGGACGAGGAGCAGGACAUUAGCCAGGAGGAGGAGCGGGACGGCCUGUACUUUGAGCCUGUGGUUCCCCUGCCAGACCUGGUGGAGACCUCCACUGGAGAGGAGAAUGAAAACGUGUGUUUCAGCCACAGGGCAAAGCUGUAUCGCUAUGACAAAGACCUGAACCAGUGGAAGGAGAGGGGCAUCGGAGACCUCAAGAUACUGCAGAACUGCGAUACCAAACGAGUCAGACUCAUCAUGAGGAGAGACCAAGUCCUGAAAAUCUGCGCCAACCAUUGGGUCACAUCUUCUAUGAAGUUGGAGCCCAUGAAGGGUGCUGAGAAGGCCUGGGUCUGGAGCGCUAUUGACUUUGCCGAGGUAACUAAGGGAAAUGUUGAGCAGUUAGCUGUGAGAUUCAAACUGAAGGAUGUGGCUAACUCCUUCAGAGAUAUAUUUGACCAGGCUAAAACUGCCCAAGAGAAUGAGAUUCUGGUCACUCCAAUCACCUCCAGUGAGACCCUUACUCAGGAGGAAGCAAUAGCGACGGGGACAACCGUGUGUGGACAAGCUGCUGUGGCCAUCCUGGAGGAGACCACCACAGAACGGACGGAGCUGUAUCAUGAGACUUUACACACCCCUGACUGUAAGUCCUCCACCGGUACUCCACAUAGCCCUCUCAACCUCUCCAGGAUGGUGAUGUCCCCACCCAAGUUCCUCUUUGGAACAGACUCUCUCCAAAGGUUUUUCGGCAGCAGCCCACCGUCAUCCAAGGAGGAGAGUUCUCCAGAGAGCUCCAAGGUUAAAGACAGCGGUCGGACCUCCCAGCCUUUAACUGCAUUCAAAAUCUCAGAAAAAGCACCUUCCCAUGGGGAGGCCGACAGUGAGGUGGAAGUGGUGUAUGUGAGGCAGCCAACAGUUGAGCAGGCUCUUCUGGCUAGGGAACUCCUGCUGCCUCUCACCUUCUUCUGCUACCAGAACGAACCAGGAUAUACCAGCGACGACCAGACUGAUGAUGAGGACUUUGAGACAGCAGUUAAAGCCCUGAAUGGAAAACUGUACCGGGAUCCUCCUGAGAGAGAGGCUGCAAGUGCAGGUUCUGCAGGCCAGGUCGAGGCAGGUGUUGAAGGUCUGGACCCGGAGGUUGAGGUUUUAUGGGAGAAGAGGCCAACUCCAGAGGAGGAACAGAAAGCCAGGAACCUGCAGCUGCCUUCAACCUUCUUCUGUGGUGUAGGUAGCGACAGCGAGGCAGAGAAGGACAAGCCAGAGGACUUUGAGACAGAGUUCUGUAAAGCACAGGAGGCUCUGGAUGCUGAGAGAAGCUCAGACCCUGUUUCAUCUGAGGAUGUGUCCUCCAGCACCUGCGAUACAGUGCCAGAACAACAGGUCCCAGACCAGUACCCCAGCAGCCAGGAACAGGUUUCAGAUCAGUCUGGGGCAGAAGUACAGUCCACUACAGCAGAAGAACAGGUCUCAGAUCAGUCCUUAACCAUACAGGAGGCUGAAAUCCCAACCCCAGGUAGCCAGGAACAAGCCACAGAACAGUCGGUUAACAUCCAGGAGACAGAAGUCCAGUCCUCUACAGCAGAAGAACAUGUCCCAGAUCAGUCCUUAACCGUUCAGAAGGCUGAAAUCCCAACCCCAGGUAGCCAGGAACAGGCCACAGAUCAGCCGGUUCCCAUCCAAGAGACAGAAGUCCAGUCCUCUACAGCAGAAGAACAUGUCCCAGAUCAGUCCUUAACCAUUCAGGAGGCUGAAAUCCCAACCCCAGGUAGCCAGGAACAGGCCACAGAACAGUCAGUUACCAUCCAGGAUGCAGACAUCCAAUCUUCUACAGCAGAGGAACAGGUCCCAGUUCAAUCAGUAACCAUCCAGGAGGCAGAUGUCCAGUCCUCUACAGCAGAAGAGCAGGUCUCAGUUCAGUCAUUAACCAUUCAGGAGGCAGAGGUCCAGUCCACCACAAAGGAGCAGCAGACUCCAGAUCAGUCAGACUCCACUUCAACACCAUCGCAGACUGCCGUCUCCCGCAGCAGGGAGCAGGCUACCACUCCAAACCCUUCAGAAAAACCUGCUGCUAGUGCCCCAGCUUUGGUAACCCCCUCAUUUGGUUUUGGAUUUGGUGCACAGUUUGGCAAAAAGCCAGGGCAGUGGGAGUGUGACAUGUGUCUUGUUAGAAAUGAGGAGUCUGCAAGCAGUUGUGUUUCUUGUCAAACUCUAAACCCUGCUGCCAGCAGCGAGGAGCAGGCUCCAGAUCAGUCAGACUCUACUCCUGCAGCUACCAGCAGCAGCCCUAUAGACCUGUCUGCCAAGAAUACCUCUGAGCCUGACUCCAAUACUACAUUUACUACAACCACUACUCAGGAUGCUCCUAACUCAUUUGGCUCAUUGGGCUUCAGUGCUCUAGGAGGGGAAGGGUUCUCCUUUGCUGAUCUGGCACAGAACACUGGGGGGGAAUUUGCCUUUGGAAAACAAGAUUCCAACUUCUCGUGGGCUAACGCCGGGGCUGCGUUGUUUGGAGCUGCAGACCCAGCCAAAGCUGAGGGAGGGGAGGAGGAGUGUGAUGAAGGGGACACUAAUAAUGUGGGCAUUGACUUUGAACCCAUAGUCUCUCUACCAGAGGUGGAGACUAAGUCAGGGGAGGAGGAUGAGGAGAUCCUGUUUAAGGAGCGUACCAAGCUGUACCGCUGGGAGAGAGACCUGGGCCAGUGGAAGGAGAGGGGUGUGGGAGACAUCAAGAUCCUCUUCCACCCCGAUAAGAGGUUCUACCGGGUGCUGAUGAGGAGGGAGCAGGUGCUGAAGGUCUGUGCCAAUCACACCAUCUGUCAGAGCAUGGAGCUCAAACCCAUGAACACCUCUAACCAAGCCCUAGUCUGGACAGCUACUGACUUUUCAGAGGGUGAGGGUAAGGUGGAACAGUUGGCAGCCAAGUUUAAGACAGCGGAGCUGGCCGAGAGUUUCAGGAAGACCUUCUGUGAGUGUCAGAGUCGAAUGAGCCAAUCCGAGGCCUCCACCCUCUCCUCCCCCCAGCUGUCCAGGGUACAGGAACAUUCUAGAGACACCAAUCCCCAGGUGUACCUCUCUAUCUCUGCUGACGACGAGCCCCUGGGAACGGUCACCAUAGAACUGUUCUCUCACAUCGUCCCCAAGACAGCUGAGAACUUCAGAGCGCUGUGUACAGGACAGAAAGGCUUCGGGCUGCGCAACACUGUCUUCCACAGGGUCGUACCCGACUUCAUGUGUCAGGGUGGAGACAUCACCAACCAGGAUGGGACAGGAGGGAAAUCCAUCUACGGGCACAAGUUUGAGGAUGAGAAUUUUGAUGUGCGCCACACAGGCCCGGGGCUGCUGUCCAUGGCCAACCACGGCCGAGACACCAACAACUCCCAGUUCUUCAUCACAUUGAAGAAGGCUGAGCACUUGGACUUCAAACACGUGGCCUUUGGCUUCGUCAGAGAGGGCAUGGAUGUGGUUCGCAGCAUGGGAGAGCUGGGCACCAAGACUGGCAAACCCAGCAAGAAGAUUGUCAUCACCGAAUGUGGACAACUGUAGAGCUUCGUUCUGUUCACUGACUGUUGACAACUCAACUGUAGGGUUGAGAUCUGGUCAUUGACUGGACGUCUAUCGGCCUUCGCUCUGGCCAUGGACUGGACAGUGAUAGGCUUUCAAACUGUGGAGUGUACAACUAUAGUAGGAACAUCUCAAAUGAGACCCUAUACCUCAUGUAAUGUAAAACAUGUUUUGUUUUUUUGCAGAGCCCAUGUGGAGUGCACUAAGGGUUCUGGUAGUGUACUACAGGGGAAAUAGGGUGUCAUUUGAGACCGAGAUGGUCUCCUUUUCAUAAGUGUUGCCCCACCCUGAGGGCAGCAUGUGACUGCGUGAAUCUCCAGACUUUAUUUUUGUGUAUAAUGUACAUUAAAUUAUUUUCAUGCGUUCUAUUAAAAGUUGAAAACACUGGUUCCUUCAUAAGCUCCCUAACUUGAUUGUUUUGCAUAGUUAAGCCUUAAUUGAGAUUAACAAGAAACCUUGUUUAAAAACCAACCUCAGUUCAAAAUGAACUAUGUUCCUCUCUCCUGCUCCCUGUGAAUACUUUUAGGUGUGGUGGUGUGUUUUUGUGUAUACAUUGAUUUCAUUAUGUGCAAAUCAUUGAGACGAACCUUGUUCAUCUUAAACUCCGAAAGUAGGAAUAUGAAGAACUAUAACCUGCUGUGUGACACUUUGGGAGAGGGAUGACAUAAUAUCUUGUGGUUGUGGAAGAACCUUCUAUGGUAUUCUGUUGACAAAUAUCACUUGGAGUUGAAACAAUUAUUAUUGUCAAUAUAUAAAUGAUGCUGGAGAAUGUCUUUAGAAAUAAAGUUGCUUUAUACUGAUAAUUAUGAGGAUUCCCUGUACGAUUUCAAACAUACACCACAUAACUAAAAGUAUGUGGACGCCUGCUCGUUGAACAUCUCAUUCCAAAAUCAUAGUCAUUAAUAUGGAGUUGGUCCCCCUUGCUGCUUUAACAGCCUCCACUCUUCUGGGAAGGCUUUCCACUAGAUGUUGCAACAUUGCUGCAGGGACUUGCUUCUAUUCAGCCACAAGAACAUUAGUGAGGUCUGGCACUGAUCUUGGGCGGUUAGCCCUGGCUCGCAGUCGACGUUCCAAUUCAUCCGAAAGGGGUUUGAUUUGGUUGAGGUCAGGGCUAUGUGCAGGCCAGUUAAGUUCUUCCAUACCGAUUGAGACAAACCCCCUCUGUAUGGACCUCGCUUUGUGCACAGGGUCAUUGUCAUGCUGAAACCGUAAAAGGCCUUCCCCAAACUGUUGGCACAAAGUUGGAAGCACAGAAUUGUCUAGAAUGUCAUUGUAUGAUGUAGCAUUAAGACUUACGGUCACUGGAACCAAGGGGCCUAUAGCCCAAACCAUGAACAACAGACCCAGACCACUAUUUUUUCCACUGCUCGGCUCAUUAAGAAGGAAAGAAAUUCCACAAAUUGACUUUUAAGAAGGCACACCUGUUAAUUGAAAUGCAUUCCAGGUGACUACCUCAUGUAGCUGGUUGAGAGAAUGCCAAGUCUGCAAAGCUGUCAUGAAGGCAAAUGGUGGGAACUUUGAAGAAUCUCAUAUCGAAUAUAUUUAGAUUUGCUUAACACCUUUUUGUUUACUGCAUGAUUCCAUGUGUUAUUUUGAUGCCUUCACCUUUAUCCUACUACGUAAAAAAUUAAGAAAAACCCUGGAAUGAGUAGGUUUGUCCAAACUUUUGACUGCUAGUCUAUAUUGUAUGUGUUUUAGCUAAGUGUACAAAAACUACAGACGUAUUGGUUUCAGGCUUUUCAUUAUCGACAGAAUGCACCUAAAAAGAUGACUGUGGGGCGUACUAGAAAUCAGGCUAACUUUGAUAAACAACCAUAACUAUUGCUUUUCUGGUUCACUAAGAAAGCAAAACGUAUGUGUUUGGUUGUUGAGUCAACGAACCCAUGCCCAAUUAAAACAAUUUAAAAUUAUUUCAGAAUAUUUAGGCAAAUCAUUUAUCCUGCUUUGUGGGACAAAUCUAGUUUCAUAGUGAAAUUAGUGGAGUUUGGAGUGUGACUGUUGGAGGUUGUGGACAGGUGUCUUUUAUACUGAUAACAAGUUCAAACAGGUGCCAUUAAUACAGGUAACGAGUGGAGGACAGCGGAGCUCUCACAGGUCUGUGUGAGCCAGAAAUCUUGCUUGUUUGUAGGUGACCAAAUACUUAUUUUCCACCAUAAUUUGCAAAUAAAUUCAUUAAAAAUC
Oncorhynchus masou masou (cherry salmon) is the source of this 12511-nucleotide messenger RNA. RefSeq names its product E3 SUMO-protein ligase RanBP2-like. Gene Ontology annotation, cellular component: cytoplasm; nuclear pore. Gene Ontology annotation, molecular function: GTPase activator activity; protein binding; peptidyl-prolyl cis-trans isomerase activity. The record is from RefSeq and is a predicted model, not a curated record. The transcript is spliced from 29 exons. Gene Ontology annotation, biological process: protein peptidyl-prolyl isomerization; NLS-bearing protein import into nucleus. NCBI's taxonomy places the organism in Eukaryota, Metazoa, Chordata, Actinopteri, Salmoniformes, Salmonidae. The coding region runs from base 131 to 10312 and encodes 3393 amino acids.